UUUCUGAGCUGGACACAUUGGAUCGCCACAAGAGCGUCUGCUAAUCAUCACAUGUUCUAGGAUCGGUGCACCUUCAUCUCGUGUUUUCUUAUCUGUUUUUUUCAUUUCACCCCCUGCAAUUAAACCAAUGACGGGGAUUACGCGUUUUAUGAGCGUGCGUGCGAUGGAGAACACCAGCGCGGGGAGCGGACGGCUUUUACGCAUCGCGCACCUUUGAGCGUCCAUGCAAGACACAGCAACAGCAGGAUAGAAAGUGCAAAGACUUGGAGUACCUGCGCUGUGCGUUGCGGACAUGAGGUACGGACUGGUGGUCAUCGCUGCUGGGUUCACAGGUUUGCUCAGCUUCAGCCUCCUCGCAGUGGCCAUCGGAACCGAUUACUGGUACAUUAUCGAUGUGAAUAAACCCAACGGCACAGGUUCGGCCGACCUGAGCUCGCAUUCUGGACUGUGGAUGAUUAAUGAAGGAGCAAACAUGAGCUCAGUCAUCCCUUUUUUCACGGCGAAUAUGUCCAGCCUGUCAGAAGUGGAAAGGCAUCUUCUUGGCCUUCACAAGGUGGUGGUCAUCCUGUUGCCCCUCAGUCUGGUCCUGCUGCUGUUUGGCUGGAUCUUUGCACUUGUCAGCUCGUUGGUCUGCAGUCCCAACCUGCUGGCUAGAUCGGCAUCCUAUGUUCUUUUCUGUAGUCUUUUCACCCUCACGGGGGUCAGCAUCUAUAUCAAAUACUCACACCUAGCCAUGGAGGAGUUCCAGCAGGUGGUGUCCCCAGAGAGCCUGGCCCACGUGGAAGUGUCCUUCGGCUGGUCCUUAGCCACGGCUUGGCUCUCCUACAGCCUGGAGGUGACCACCGGCCUGCUGCUCAUGCUCGCUGCCCGGAUCACGCAGCUGAAGGGACGCUGUGACUCCGGCGUCGCCAUGUUGUAGGGACUGACGUCAGUCGACGCCCAAGUGAAUUCGAAAACUCCUUGACGUUGGUAUUUAUUUAUUUCAUUUUGAAGCAUUAACACGAUUGGGGGCGAGGUAGAAAAUUGCAGGUGGGAGCUGAAAUGUCUUUGAUACAGAAAUGUAGAGGCUGCCUUUCAUCCUCCCGGUGUAAUUCACCGUUCAUUGUCCCUGUCCAUAAGUAUACAUCUUCCCACACAAAGAGAAGAACCCCUGCUUCUCAGUUCUGUGAGGCCAUUCCAUCCACAUGUGCAGCAUGAGUAGCUGAGAACAUUGUCCACCCUUGAUUCAGCCAGAGCGCAGAUGUGUUAUGAAGAAUGCUUGAAAAAAAUUCACUGAAACAGAAGUGGCUUUAUGGGAUCAUUUCCUUUUCACACGUGCCAUAUUAGAUAUUUUAACGGUUCUGCACCAGAUAACGCCCGCACAAUGGAGUGACCCAAACUCUAUAUCACAGUACUGCUAUAGUGUCUCAUAUUUCAUGGUACUGGUGUUCCAUGUGUUGGAGAACAUUUCAAUUUCACACCAAUUGAAGAAUAAGUAGCAUUUAGUACAAAAUUGAGGCAAUGCUGGCUGGUGACCUCAAUUGUCAUGUUGUGCUUUCUGCUUUCAUGUCUAUCUAUCUUACUGGUAAAAGCAUUUAUGACUGGUAAAGAUAUAUGUGCUCUUGGGGAUUCUGUUUUCAGUGAAACAGAAGAUAUGCACAUGUUGCUGCAUGCUCUGCUGCAGUUAGAGAUGGAUAUUGUAAUGUGUUGUGGUCUUUCCUUACAGUAAUAUGCUCUCAAAUGCUCUCAAAACUGAACUAUAUUGCUGGCAGAAAAGCAAUUGAACAUCAAUUCAUGUGAACUGUAAAUUCACAGCAAACAGUAAGUAGGCAACAGAGGAAAAAGCUGAUCAAAUGCAAAAUGUAAGAUUUUUGUGUUGUGAGACAAUAUGAUCAUCUGAGUAAUUGUGUUGUCAGUCGUGCACUUUGUUUUUUACAUAUUCUCUGUAUAUGAAAGUACAACAUUAAAUGUUUUGUACCUACCCA
Molecule: messenger RNA, 1964 nt
Organism: Gasterosteus aculeatus aculeatus (three-spined stickleback)
Lineage: Eukaryota; Metazoa; Chordata; Actinopteri; Perciformes; Gasterosteidae
Product: transmembrane protein 235
Cellular component (GO): apical plasma membrane
Source: RefSeq, a predicted model, not a curated record